AUGCCCACAGGCAUCGGGCUCCAGUCAUUGGUGACCAUCAAGGUUGAACCAGGCCUGUUUGAAUGGUUGGCCUGGUAUCAAGACUCAAUGCCAAUCUGGUUCUCCCCAGCCCAAUUUCAUGCCAUGGGCUACAAUAUUGACCUGUCUUACACACCUCUUAUCACUACCUUGGAACUUCAUGACAAAAGUGAAACUUGUGAGCAGUUCUAUAUGCGCAACUUCUUCAUCACUGAGAAGAUCAUCAAAGCAACCCAAACCAUAGGAGGGAACAUCUUGAUGGUUGGUCAUGCAGCAACCUUGGAUACAUGUACUAGGCAAUUGGUUGGUCAUGCACCAAGGGAUGUCAAAGAAUUACAUCGCAUCAUUCAUCGGGUUCCUUACUGCUCUGUGGCAGUAGCUGAAGAGUACGCAGAAGAGAAUGAAGGGGAGAAAAAGUGGCAUCUUGUUGAACCUCCUUUUCCUCCAUUUACCAAUUCAUCUAAUGCUAGGUUUGACUGGAAGAUUUUACUGAUUUAAGUUUCCAAAAUUAUGCUUCUAAAUGCUGCUGUGUUGAUGUGUUGCAUGCAUUUUUUUUUUAAAGAUAUUCAAUCUUCUUUCUUUGGCAUUUUGUGAUAUGCUGAUGUUUGGCUUGUAG
Molecule: messenger RNA, 634 nt
Organism: Darwinula stevensoni
Lineage: Eukaryota; Metazoa; Arthropoda; Ostracoda; Podocopida; Darwinulidae
Source: the annotation of a GenBank genome assembly